AACAAGUACCUUCAAGUCUCCACUUUUUCCGUGAAUGGAUGAUGCCGACAAAUUGCCGGUCUGGGAUGAGUCUGCCUUUUUUCCUCUACCUCGCAACAACAACAUGGUCUGAUUGAUAGCUCAUCAACCACUCGAUAUCGGCAGUCCUAUACUCGGAAGCACCCCAAUGCGUCGAAACGCCAGUUGCCUUGAUCCAAGGCGCUUGAAUUUGCAAUGAACGUGCCGAAACCCGUCCCAUCCCGAGCGGCCCUCCAUGCCUUAAGGGGCAUCGCCUUUGGCACUUCCUGCUCAGUCGUCUUGCUGGCCGAGGAGCGUCGAAGACGUACAGAGAUUGCGCGUGCAGCCAUAGACAACGCACGGAAAUUGUCUACCAUCAAGAGUCAAUUCGGGUCGGUGACGCACACGGAAGACGGCCAGACGUCGCGAAGCAAAGCAGCGCUUCACCACGCCCAACCGGCGGACGCGCCGCGUCGAAGAAAACGACAGAGCACGAGCCGAGCUCGCUCAGACGAUUCCAACGCCGAUUUGAUUCCUGCCGCAGAGAGAAGGGGCGCCGCAGGUCCCGACUCCGCUGGGCUGGACCGUCGCGAACCCCCCAGGACCCUCGGCAUCCAGGGCCCAUCAUCGAAGGCGGCUGGCCAUGAUGUUCCUCCUUACCGUUUCAUGCAGUACGAAAAUAAGAAACUGCCAAGGCGACCCAACACCCGAGCGAUGACCAGCUCAGCGGGCUCAGGGCCGAAACCUUCCUCCGACAAGCCCGUGGAUCCCAAGACCGUGCCAGCAAGGGUGGACGAGUUCAUUGCUCGGGAGCCUUGCACCAAUACUGACACCGACAUCAACCGUUUCCUCGGUCUCCUCAAGGCUUUUGUCCAUUUAUUGGAGUCUCCGGCCUGCACUCCUAGUCCAACCGAGACAUACUAUGAUCACUUGAACAAGCUCCUGCAGCAUUGCAACAUCAAAGGCUUGGAAGGGGAUCACUUUAUCAAUUUCGACCAUGUUGCGCAACGGCUUAUCUGGGCGGCCAUCCGAUCUGACACUGCACACCUCGAGUCGUGCUUUGAGAAGCUCAGACCUUUCUACCGCGACCCCGAGCUGUUUCUAGUCCGGGCGCUGUCUUGUCUGCCCAGUGUUGCCACCGCCAACGCCUCUAAGCGCCUGCUUUCUUGGUGGGGCAAAGACAAGAGGUAUCCUCUAACCGCGACGGCAGUGUUUCGCGUCUUGAAGCGGUAUCAGUACGAUUCGAAUGUCAGUGUCGAGAGCACAUGGUUACUUUUCGAGUGCCUCCAAUCUACUGGUCUUGACUCUUGCGUCGAGCUUGACUCAGACUUUGCAUUCAAGCUGCACAGGUGGCUUCUCCAUGUGGCCACUCUGCAGAACGAUCGGGCGGAGGUCCUGUCCCAAAGCCAGCUACUCAAGAAGAUAGAUGCAUCCCGUGCCCUCAAGGAUGUGUCGAUCCAAGUUUCGGUGUUGUGCGCCAGUGCCUGCGCGCAGCAUGCGCGGGAUUGCGUAUCGAAUUUUACCGAACUAAGCCGCAUCCUCCAGGAUAGCGACCUACAAUAUUCUCGAAGCUCAAUCAACAAAUUCAUCGCCGCUUGGACCCCUUUUAUGGACGUCACGGAGCUUGACCGAAUCAUCCGCCAUGCAGUGGAUCGACACGGGAUCCCGAUCAAGCGCCAGUGGUUGAUAUCGGUGCUCGAGCGCUACUCUGCUGCGAUGCAACACGAGAAGAUGCUCUCAUGGCUCCGCUUCUGCUUCGACAAUGGCUGCAAGACCGAUAGCAACUAUCUACACUUGAUACUGCGAGAGUGCUACACGCACUGGCGAGUUGGCGGAGAAGCCUUCAAACUCUUUGAGGAGCGUCUGCGCCAGCUCGAUCCUAGCCUAUCCAAGAUGCGCAUGUUUUCGCUGGAGAAGAGGGAUUGGAAGACAGCGUACAUCAGGGCUGUGGAGAGGAGUCCGUCUGGAUCGCUCACCCACGAGCCUCAGGUCUUUGCGCUCAUGCAGAAGGCAGCCCUGAAGCAGUCGUGGCAGGUAGUGUGGGAUGAGUUCUGUGCUGCCCAGCCUGGCGUGGACGCAACGUCAGCGAGGUGCUUGUCAUUGGCUGUCAUGGCACGCAUCGAGCUCGAUGCUGGGGAGACCAACAGCACUGAGGCACUGAUCAAGUCGGCCAGGACCAAAGGAAACCCCAUCGGACAAGCAUUGACGCCCUUCCUAAUGGCUCAGCUAGAGCAAGGGAAGGACCCGCUGCAGGUGCUGCAAAAGCAGCUACAUCUCGGGAACUACGUGCACGACAUGGUCUUUACCACGGCCGCGCGAUGCGCCUUGAAGCAGGACCACCGGGAGGCUUUGGUUGAGAUCUGCGAGAUGGCAGCUCGCGUCAAAGGCAGCAAGACCACAGGAGAAGUUGACUUUCUACACAGCGCUCACAGCUUCUCGAACCUUUUGCAGGCGUACAGCCGCGCGGAGAAAUUCCAGAAGAUGCAUUCCCUGCUGGAUCAGUUCCAGGAGAAGCCACGCGCCUGGGCAACCUGUAACGCGAGCAGACGGGCGAUCAAAGCUGCCACCAAGUUGAUGGCGAAACGACUGAGCUGGGCACGGAACAACGGCAAGGGCACCGAGUGUUAUGCGGCCGGGGUGACCAAGUUGGUCCAGGCCUAUGACAGUGUAUUUGUGCGCCGCAGAACCAGAGCUCAAAAGGAAGAGCUGUUGCAGGCCGUACUCGACAUCAGCGCUUCGUCUGUCAAGCCCGAGGAAAAAGACGUUGCGAAGCCCGUGCCCGUCAAGGUGUUGGCCGAGUCCAGCAAGCGCCUCGAUGAUGUUGGGAAGCACGAGGUGACGUCGACCUAUACUCGACCGGAACUGCAGCGAGAUGUCCUGUCUUGGACACGCCAUUCGCAGCCUCACGUACACUUCCCCGCAGAGCAGCGGCAUGCCGUGGCCUUGGGCUAGGUGGGAGGCCUUGGGGAGAGUGAAACUAUCUAUACCAUACUGUACGAUACUGGGGUGGCAACAACCGCUCCCACUUGUUGUAUACUAUGUAGCUUAUCAAUCGCGAGGUCAAGAUAAACUGCUGCCUUGCUC
Messenger RNA from Emericellopsis atlantica, 3081 nucleotides. RefSeq lists its product as uncharacterized. The record is from RefSeq and is a predicted model, not a curated record. The coding region runs from base 214 to 2949 and encodes 911 amino acids. The transcript has a single exon. NCBI's taxonomy places the organism in Eukaryota, Fungi, Ascomycota, Sordariomycetes, Hypocreales, Bionectriaceae.